CAUGACAACUGUGCGUAUGACUACCUGGAACUGCGAGAUGGUGAUUCCGAGAACAGCCCUCUACUGGGCCGCUUCUGUGGCUACGCAAAGCCAGACGAUAUCAAGAGCAGCUCCAACCAGCUGUGGAUGAAGUUUGUAUCUGACGGUUCGGUGAACAAAGCUGGGUUUGCAGCUAAUUUCUUCAAAGAGAUUGACGAAUGCUCCAGGCCUGAUAACGGUCACUGUGAGCAGCGCUGUGUCAACACCCUGGGCAGCUACCACUGCGGCUGCGACCCUGGAUACGAGCUCACCCCGGACCGCCGCAGCUGCGCAGGUGAUACCAAAACCUGUUAAAGUAAACGAAUGCGCUAAAAACC
Molecule: messenger RNA, 356 nt
Organism: Sinocyclocheilus rhinocerous
Lineage: Eukaryota; Metazoa; Chordata; Actinopteri; Cypriniformes; Cyprinidae
Product: bone morphogenetic protein 1-like
Exons: 2
Molecular function (GO): calcium ion binding; serine-type endopeptidase activity
Source: RefSeq, a predicted model, not a curated record